Thunnus maccoyii (southern bluefin tuna) is the source of this 2890-nucleotide messenger RNA. It is a transcript of the gene hmx2, whose product is annotated as H6 family homeobox 2. Bases 1588 to 2409 code for a protein of 273 amino acids. Lineage: Eukaryota; Metazoa; Chordata; Actinopteri; Scombriformes; Scombridae. The transcript has 2 exons. Gene Ontology annotation, cellular component: nucleus. Gene Ontology annotation, molecular function: DNA-binding transcription factor activity, RNA polymerase II-specific; RNA polymerase II transcription regulatory region sequence-specific DNA binding. Gene Ontology annotation, biological process: regulation of transcription by RNA polymerase II. The record is from RefSeq and is a predicted model, not a curated record.
CCCCCCCUUUCCUCUCAGUAAAGCCUCCCCUGCGUAAGCGUUUUGUUAAGAUCGUUUAGCAGCUGCUGGCCUCGCUGCCAGUUGACGAUAUUUACGCGUGGAUCCAGAUGCUUCAGUCUGGCUGCUAUGAUGAUGAUGAUGAUGAUGACGACAGAAUCUGCUGUCAACAUCAUCAUCAUCAUCACCAUCAGCACCACCACCGUCCACAGUCGUCGUCUUCUUCUCCCCUUUUUUUCCCCAUCCUCUCUUAAUACCAAAUGCCGGUUGUGUAGCUACCGGGAAGGGGCGCUGACAUGAUGAUUAAAGCUGACCAUUUGUAAUGUGUCUGGGGCUCCCUUACAAAGCAGUAAAAGAGGGAUAAUGUGCCUCGAACCGCCAGCUCAAGCCCCGCAGCUGUCCCGCAGCCAGACACAACCACAGAGAGAAAGAGAGAGAGAGAGAGAGAGAGAGAGAGAGAGAGAGACACACUGAGUAUGGGUGGUGAAGUUGGGAGGAGGGCGGUGGUGGGAAGCGCGCCCCCCUCUUCUCUCAAACACACACACGCGUGCGCCUCAGCCCCCACCCCCCCACCACCACCACCUCCAAUCAAUUAGUCAAUCAAUUAGCCGGCCUCCACUCCACGCGCGGUCAUCACGAGGCAGAUUAGCUCAGUAAUGAUCAAAUUAAUUCUUAAUCGCAGAUAAUGGACGCGGAAUGAGUUUAUUAUUUUCAGGAAAAAUGAGUUAGGCCUCUGUAUUAGUUCCAAAGCUGUAUGCGUUUUACCGUCACCCGGACAAUUUAGCAUGCAUAGGAUAAUAGAAAAAGCCGACAUGACAGUUCUUGCAUGAGGUCAUGCUCAGUUGAGUGAACCUUUCUUUGGUUGUUAAGGUAAGAUAACAGACAUGUUAUUUUCACGAGUCACACCAGACUUUUAAAAAGAUAUCAGCGUGGCACAUUUAAGCCACAAAAAUGAUUUUCAAGACUGAUAAAUGUUAUGUUUUAGCAUAAUUAUUCCUUUUCAUAACCAUAUUAGUCCGUAAUAGUGUUGAGUAAUGGACAUUGCCCCUCUUGUUUAAUUUGAAAUACUUUACACAACCUAUAUUGCAUUUUUUAUGGAAUCUGUGCAGUAAAAAAUAAAAUAAAAAGUAGCCUAAAGGUUUCUUCUGGCGUGUUUUGACAGGUUGUAAUAAUUUAAAUGUUGUAAGCACAACUGAAUGCAGGAAUGAGCUCUGCUGCUCUUCUUCGGCUCUCUCGCUCUCAUCCCAUCACAAAACGUUGACAGGAGUUUGAAAUUUCCGGGCUUAUGUCGGAGUCUGGGAUUGGCCCAGGAGGAGCUUACCUACAUGCAAAUUAGGCAACGCAGCCUUGCUGCCUCUGAUCCAGAGCGUGAGGAGGAGGACCAGGAAUACACUCAUGUUCCCCGAGCUCUAGAAAAAACACCUCCAACUCCUCCAAUGUAAAACUCCACAAUUAAACAGGCUAGGGGGAAAAAGGAGGACAAAAGACGCGUUCGUAUUUUUUUUUACGCACCAAUCGUGUAGAAACCAAUAACGGAAUACAAGGGACAGACAGAUUCAGUCAAUACUUCAAUACUGGUAUGAAGCGAGAAUGAGUAGCGCAGAAGACAGCGGGAGCAAGUGCUCGUCGGGCCCGAUUUCCAGCUUUACCAUCCAGUCGAUUUUAGGCACGCCGUCGGAUGCGCCGCGCUCCGGGACCAAGGAGCUCUCCAAGGGAGCGCCGCCGGCGCCGCGGAGGCGCUCCCUGUCUGUGUCCUCAGAGGAGGAGUGCAGCGGCGGGGAGGACUCAGCAGACUGCUUCUGCUCCGACACGGGUCACAGCGAGCCAUGCACCCAGCACCAAGCCCAUAACUUCUCAUGUUUAGGUCCCGCUAAAGGACUUCUGUCUGGAAAUGACGGGCUCGCUCGGCGGCCGCACCUGCCGCAGCCUCUGCUGCAGGAUUACAAGGAGGAGCAGGAGAGACCGUGCCAUCAAAUGUCACCUCUGUCGGAGGAGAGACAGACAGACGGUGCGGACAAGCAGGGCAACUCGGCCAAGAAGAAGACGCGCACGGUUUUCUCCCGGAGUCAGGUGUACCAGCUGGAGUCCACCUUCGACAUGAAGCGGUACCUGAGCAGCUCGGAGCGGGCCUGCUUAGCCUCCAGCCUGCAGCUGACGGAGACUCAGGUCAAGACGUGGUUUCAGAACAGGAGGAACAAAUGGAAACGGCAGCUCUCAGCUGAACUGGAGGCGGCCAACAUGGCCCACGCCUCCGCACAGACACUAGUGGGGAUGCCGCUGGUUUUCAGAGAUAACUCCUUACUGCGUGUUCCAGUUCCCCGGUCUAUCGCCUUUCCGACGCCCCUGUACUACCCGGGGAGCAACCUGCCAGCGCUACCUUUAUACAACCUGUAUAACAAGAUUGAGUACUGAUUGACUCUACAGUAUGUUCACCACUGCAGUCCACGUAAAAACAUAUUACAAAACAAUACAUUCCUAUAAGUGUCUCGACAUAACCCCUGUAUAUUGAUUGUAUCACUUUAUUUGUUGAGGAAAUUCUUAUUAUGCAGCAACUGUACGUCUCACAAGAAAGCAAUCAAGCUUCCCUAUAUGUAUAAAAUACACCAUGUGUAUAAUUAAUUAUAAUAAUUUUGUACUUUUUAUUUUAUUUUUGUUCUCUUCCUCAUUACUGAUAAAAUAUUGGAGUUUAGCCUUCAUAUCACAAGAAAUGCGUUUACACUGUUUUUUUUUUUUUUAAAAUCCAUAAUUGGUUUGUCAGAUAUUUUGCAAAGCAUCAGUCAUUUUAUUUCACCUGACAUGAACCCUAAUGCUGACAGGAAAAACAUCAUUGUUUCUAUUCUGUAAUUUAGACCUUCAAGAAUAACCUUCUCAUUCAAUAAAUUUUCUAUUUCAG